Elephantulus edwardii (Cape elephant shrew) is the source of this 969-nucleotide messenger RNA. Its product is annotated as potassium voltage-gated channel subfamily A member 6-like. Gene Ontology annotation, biological process: potassium ion transmembrane transport. Lineage: Eukaryota; Metazoa; Chordata; Mammalia; Macroscelidea; Macroscelididae. The transcript has 2 exons. The annotation marks the transcript as partial. The record is from RefSeq and is a predicted model, not a curated record. Gene Ontology annotation, cellular component: voltage-gated potassium channel complex; membrane. Gene Ontology annotation, molecular function: delayed rectifier potassium channel activity.
GGGUCCGCGCGGGCCAUCGCCAUCGUCUCGGUUCUGGUCAUUCUCAUUUCCAUCAUCACCUUCUGCCUGGAGACCCUGCCCGAGUUCAGGGAUGAGCGCGAGCACGGCCCCAUGGCGCCCCCCUCCGGACCCACGGUGGCACCGCUUCUGCCGAGGACCCUGGCCGACCCCUUCUUCAUCGUGGAGACCACGUGUGUCGUCUGGUUCACCUUCGAGCUGCUGGUGCGCUUCUUUGCCUGCCCGAGCAAGGCGGCGUUCUCGCGGAACAUCAUGAACAUCAUCGACGUGGUGGCCAUCUUCCCCUACUUCAUCACCUUGGGCACCGAGCUGGCCGAGCAGCAGCCAGGGGGCGUGGGAGGCGGUGGCCAGAACGGGCAGCAGGCCAUGUCCCUGGCCAUCCUCAGAGUCAUCCGCCUGGUCCGCGUGUUCCGCAUCUUCAAGCUCUCGCGCCACUCCAAGGGGCUCCAGAUCCUGGGCAAGACCUUGCAGGCCUCCAUGCGCGAGCUGGGGCUGCUCAUCUUCUUCCUCUUCAUCGGAGUCAUCCUCUUCUCCAGCGCCGUCUACUUUGCAGAGGCCGAUGACGAUGACUCGCUCUUUCCCAGCAUCCCUGAUGCCUUCUGGUGGGCAGUGGUUACGAUGACCACAGUCGGUUAUGGGGACAUGUACCCCAUGACGGUGGGGGGCAAGAUCGUGGGCUCCCUGUGCGCCAUUGCUGGGGUCCUCACCAUCGCCCUGCCUGUGCCGGUCAUUGUUUCCAACUUCAACUACUUCUAUCACCGGGAGACAGAGCAGGAGGAACAAGGCCAGUACACGCAUGUCACUUGUGGGCAGCCUGCGCCAGACCUGAAGGCAGCUGACAAUGGACUUGGCAAGCCUGAGUUCUCUGAGGCUGCCCGGGAAAGGAGACCUAGCUACCUUCCCACGCCACACCGGGCAUAUGCAGAGAAAAGAAUGCUCACUGAGGUGUGA